UUUUAUGUUAGUUCCGUAGUUAGUUUCGCUUCUCCAACGUUGCGAUAAAGAACUUGAUGUAUCGCGACGUUUAACACGUGCAAUUAAUUAAAAAAGAAAAAAAAUAGUUGAAAUGUCAAUGAAAAUAUCAACAAAGUGUUAUUAUUAUUAUUACGUUAAACAGCUGAAAUGUAAAACGAUAAUUAAUAAAACGAGCGAAGAUUGUGAUUGAUUGGAAUUCAAUCGUGAGAGAGAAAAAUUCGAAAGAGGACAAUGAGAAAUCGUGGUGGUGAAGGUAUUUGAGGGAAAAAAUUUUCGAAGCGGAAAGCACGAUGCCACACUCGCGACCGGAAACGUUCGAGUUGAUGGUCGAAGCCGAGAAGCCUUCCAAGUGUAUCAGAUUUCUACGUUUUCUACGUUUCCUGUGGAAGUUCUUCAGAUGCGUUUUUUCCCACGUAUCGUUGAUCUCAUUGGUUGUACUAUAUUGCUUGAUCGGCGCGUACGCUUUCGAAGCUCUUGAAGCCGCUCAUGAAAAAGAGAUCAAAAAAAGCAUUAAAGAUGUCAGAGGAAACGUUGCAGAACAACUAUGGAAGAUUACGAAAGAAGUGGAGGUUCUGAUUCGUGAAAAUUGGACGGACAGAGCACUGCGUGAAUUAAAGAGCUUCGAGAAUAACCUCGUGUGGAUGAUGGAGAAAGAAGGUUGGGAUGGGAGUGAAGGUGAAGAUGACAUCCAAUGGACGUUUGCUGGUGCUUUAUUUUAUUCCAUAGUGGUCAUCACCACUAUUGGGUACGGCCACAUUGCUCCGAAGACUAAGAACGGGAAAGUGGUAACCAUAUUCUAUGCCAUCGUCGGAAUUCCUCUCAUGCUACUCUGCCUCUCGAAUAUAGGCGAUAUUAUGGCCUCGAGUUUCAGAUUUUUAUAUUGGAGGGUUUGCUGCUACAUAUGCACUAAACCACCAAAAAAAAGACGACCGAGAAGCCAUUUUGUUAGAUCGUAUUCCAUGCGACAACCAGGACGAUAUGGUGGAAGCAAAGGUGGUUUUCGAAGAUCCAUCAGGGUAAGCCAAAUGUCAGCAGAUUCCGUUUUGUCUGAAAAUCUAGCAAGAUCGUCAUAUUUUGACAUGGAUUAUAAAUAUAAUCCUCGUCGAUACGAGGCUGGAGAAGAGAGAAAGACAAGUUCUUCUUAUCAAUUAUCGGGAAAUCCAAAUUUUGGAUUGAAAUCAGCAACAGUAUCCAGAUACUCUGAUUUGCCAAUAGCAAAAUCGAGCAAAGUCAGUUCCAAGAUGACAACGCAAUCAUUAGACAGGAAGUUGUUGAUGCGUUCUCCACAUGACAUUGAUCGUUCCUCGGUUUUGUGCAAUAAGUACGCCUUGGAUAAUUUGGAGAAUGAAUUACGACGGUGGCAAACUUCCGCCGGAAAUACAAGCGAUACGAGCAAAUCAAAAGAGGAGCCAGAGGCGACAGAAACUCGUGAAAAUAGUGAGAAACAAGAGCCAUUAAUGACGAGGUCGUUGCCCAGAAGAUGCUUAUCGAUGGAAGGUGCGACCAGCAACUACAGAAUGAGUCUGCCAACGUCUUUACGACCAUCGUCGAUUUAUUUGGAUUUAGAGAACUCGAAAAAGACUCAAGUUUCAAAAAUCAGACGUUAUAGAAACAAUUAUCCUAUUGCUCGAUCGUACAGAAGAGACACAUUGCCAUCCGACAUAAUGUCCUCAGCUGGAUUUCCUGUACAUAGACAAGUAUACGUAGACGAUUUUGAUUCGGAUUACGAAUAUUAUACUAACGAUGAUCAGGAAAGGCAGCAAAUAAAACCGGUACCAAUAUGGCUAUGCGUUUUCCUGGUGGUUAGUUAUAUUUUUGGUGGCGCCUUCUUGUUUAGCGCUUGGGAACAUUGGCCAUUCCUUGAUUCUGCAUAUUUUUGCUUUAUUACACUUACCACUAUAGGAUUCGGCGACUUCGUACCAGCGUACAAACUGGACGCCCAUAAAGGAAUUGCAGUUUGCUCGUUGUACUUGUUAUUUGGAAUUGCUUUGCUGGCAAUGAGCUUUAAUCUUGUGCAAGAGGAGGUCAUCAAUAACGUGAAGAACGUCGCAAAGAGGCUCGGGAUCAUCAAAGAGAGUGACGACGAGGAAGAUGCCGACGACUACGACGCGUACGACAUCGAAUACAACGACGAGGUCGACAACGAACUCGAGGGUUACAUCCUCGAUACUCCUCGAUCUCACUCGAUGGCUAGAAACGUUCGCGGAAUUUCCGUCGUGUAACCAACUCCUCUGACCGAAUUUCUUCUCAUUCACUGAUUUUGUUUCCUUCUUUUUCGCCAAUCCUUCUCUUUUCUUUUUUCUUUCUUUUAUUUUUUUCUUUUUUCUUAUUUCUUUUCUCUUAUUUUUUCACUAAUAUAGAUGAAUAAAAUUUUUUUUUCACCUAGAAUACUUACAUUAAUCCUAUAUUUUUCUAAAUUUUAAAGCUAAAUUUCAAUUUACAAUCAAAUUGCAUUAAAGAACUUGUUAGAAAUUAAUUUUUUUUGAGUUGAAAAUUGAAAAUAGAGAAUAAGAUUUGGAUAAUUUAUCCAAUUAAUUGAUUUGAAAAAUUUUUUAAAGAAAAUAAAGAAGAAGUUUUUUUUGCGAUUAAUGUUUCUUGACUUGAAAAUUUUGGAGAAGAAUUGCAAGAAUGUUUUUUUAGUUUUUAAUUGUAUUUUUUAAAGAUGAUAUAUUUUAAAGAUGGAGCCAGAAGAAAAUAUAUCAUCUUUUUAUUUAUUCGAUAUCAUAAAAGUUCAAGAUUCGUCUUAAAACUUUAUUCAUAUACUUCAAAAUGGAAUUAUUUAAAUCUUAUGUCAAUAUUCUAAAAAAUGAAUUUCAAUUUCCAGAAAAUCACCAUAAAUAAUAUUAAAAAUUGAAUGAAUCAAAAGUUUUAAAUAUAAACAUAAGGAUUAAUUAAAGAAAGUUCCAAUAUUUAUAAAAUAUUUAGAAAAGAAAAAAUUAAUAUCAAAAAUUUUGAAUAUAGACAUAAGAAUUGAUUAGAGAGGAUAAUAAUAAAAGUAGAGUUCCUAAAUGUUCUAAUAUUCACAAAACAAUAUAUAUUGGAGAAUGAUUGAAAAAUUAAAUAAUAUUAAAAAUUUUAGAUAUAAAAGAUUGACUAAAGAGGGCAGUACUCUCAGCAAGUGUUCCAAUAUAACAAAAUGGUGAUAUAAUACUUACAAAAUAUAAGUACGCAAAAAAAUGGCGCCAUAAACUGAUAAAUUUCAAACGCGUCACGGAGACGAUUCCGGAGGACAUUCGCGUCUACAGGGUGUCCAGAAAGUCAAAACUCAGUCGUAGCCAGCGGUUGGAUUCGGUUAUUUUUGGCAACGCGCUAUUUUCAGUUCAACGUCUCGAACCAAAUGGCACAGAAUCAGUUUGCGAGAAAGCCUCGGGGAAGAUUGGCUCGUUUUCACACAAUUAUCCGUGAAAAAACGAUCAUUCAAACUUGCAUGAAACCCAAUGUCAACGAGUGCCUUUAAAAAUCCCUGUUUAACUUUUGAAUAAAUGAAUAAAAAUUGAGAAUGAAAAUUCAAUCGAUGGAAAAUUGUUGUUUAACUUUUUUUUAUCAUUAAUUAAAUAUAAUCGAUUGAAGUUCAAUUUAUAAAAUAAUGAGAUAAAUUGGGGUUUGUUAGUUUUGUGCGCAUGAUGGAUAUAUGAUUAAUGAAUUAUAUAACUAGUGAAUGGAAUUAAGUGUUUGUUUUGAACAAAUUUUGAAAGAAGAAACGUAUUCAUUGAAGAUUUUUGUAGCCUUUGUGGAAAUUAUUUGAAUUGCGAUUGUUUAUAAAAUAAAACCGAGAAAUUAGUGUUAAUAUCGUUCAAAUUGUUAUAUUCUUAACAGCUAUCGAAGAAUUGAAUCAUGCAAUCAAUUAUUUAUUUAUAUUCAAUUUAAUCAUUAUGUAAAAGAUAUUUUUCGAUAAUUAUUUAAAAAUCAAUUUCAAAUAAAUAUAAAAAAAUUUAAAGGGGAUAGAGAAUAAUUACAUAAUCAUAAUUUUCAAAAUUUUCUGACUGAUUGUAAAACAAGUAAAUAUUAAUAUGUGAACAAAUAUUCAAAAUAAAUUCAAAUAUCUUUUAAAGGGGAAAUAAUUUAUAAGAAGAAACGUGAAAGUUCAAGAAGAAUAGAUCCUGGAGCACGUGUCAACACGUGGCAAGCCGUCUCGUCGGAUCGCCUGACUCAAAAGCAUAGACUGAUCUAUAUUUAAAGCACUACGAGGAGAAAUGAGUUAUUUCCAGGAUUCUCGAAAGUCCGAGAAAAAGUAGGGAAAAUAAAAAAUAAGAAAGUAAUAGAAACAAGUAAGUAAAGUAAAAUAAAUGAAAGGAGAAAUAUUAGAUAUUAAUAUCUUUGAUCGUAAAAAAGCUGAAUAAAAUUUUAAAGAGUGAUUUUUAAUAUUGUUAAAAAUUCGCAGGAAAGAAGAAAAUAGAAUAGAAAAUAGCGAAAAAUAAAAUAAGAUAAAAAGAAUAAUUUCGAGAUAAUGGAAAUUUUCAGGUCGAAGAAAAUGGAAAUAAAUAAAAUUCAGAAAUUCGAUUAACAACUUCAAUCGAAAAAGUCGACAAAGUAAAUAAAUUUUGACUUGGAAAAGACAAAAUAAAAGAAAAUAACGUAACGUUUCCACUUUGAAAACGCAAAACAAAAUAGAAAUAAUUUCAAUUAAUAACUUCAAUCGCGAUUGAACAAAAUUUUGAUCUCGAAAAGAUAAAAUAAAGGAACAUUGAUCAAUAGCCUCGAUUCUAGAAGAAGAAACGCCAUCCACUUACAUUUCGAAAACAAAAUGAAAAGAACUUUGGACCGAUAGAACUUUGAUAGUGAUUGAACAAAAUUUUGAUCUCGAAAAAUAAAAAUUAUAUAAGGAAAAGUAAUUUCGAUCGAUAAUUUUGAUUUCGAUAUCGAGGAAACGGAUAUAUCGUAAAGAAGAAAACGAAAUAUUCACUUCGACGAAUGGCCGUUCAUGGUGAACGGCCCAAUAGAUUUCGUUAAAGCAGUUUUCGAUUCUUGGCGGAUCGUGGACGAAGUCGAUAGCAGAGACUCGAGCGAUUCGAACGAUAUAAUCCACGAGAGAGAGCAGAGAAGGGAGCGAUACCGACGUUUCCUAUUAAACGCGGACCGUGUAAUUUUGCUAUUGCGACGGGUCACCGAUCGCGUAUAAUCCGCGAUCCCCUUUUUAGCAUUCUACCGUGUUCCUUCUAUUAAUUUAUCUGGAACAGAUCGUAGAGAUCGGAGGAAGCUUCUAUCCGGAAAAAAAGUGGAGAGGGAAUCGAUCGUGGAAAACGAACCGGAAGGAAUGCGUCCUCCAAAGGGUCGGUUGAUGAGGAGGGCAGUUUCCUUUGAAAUGCGUAAUUAUACGCGCUUAUUUAGAUAUGUUAUAUACAUAUGCAUAUAGCUAUUUGGAGAACUAAUGAUUUGAAAUAAAUGAAUUAACAAGAAAUUGGUUUUUAAAUGAAAAUUUUCUGAAAGAAAGAUAUCGAAUAUUUAAUAUUGAAAGCGAAUAAAUGAUAUAAGAAUAUAAGGUUCUUCUCUUGUUUAUUUUAUAUUGUGAAAUAAACAAUUAAUCUUACGUAA
Molecule: messenger RNA, 5553 nt
Organism: Apis cerana (Asiatic honeybee)
Lineage: Eukaryota; Metazoa; Arthropoda; Insecta; Hymenoptera; Apidae
Gene: galene
Product: potassium two pore domain channel subfamily K member galene
Biological process (GO): potassium ion transmembrane transport; stabilization of membrane potential
Cellular component (GO): plasma membrane
Molecular function (GO): potassium ion leak channel activity; outward rectifier potassium channel activity
Source: RefSeq, a predicted model, not a curated record